Lemur catta (Ring-tailed lemur) is the source of this 679-nucleotide messenger RNA. It is a transcript of the gene ASCL3, whose product is annotated as achaete-scute family bHLH transcription factor 3. Gene Ontology annotation, molecular function: RNA polymerase II transcription regulatory region sequence-specific DNA binding; DNA-binding transcription factor activity, RNA polymerase II-specific; protein dimerization activity. Gene Ontology annotation, biological process: developmental process; regulation of transcription by RNA polymerase II. The transcript has a single exon. NCBI's taxonomy places the organism in Eukaryota, Metazoa, Chordata, Mammalia, Primates, Lemuridae. Bases 10 to 555 code for a protein of 181 amino acids. The record is from RefSeq and is a predicted model, not a curated record.
AAAGAGGAAAUGAUGGACAAUAGGACCAAUUCUAAUCUGCGAGACAAACUUCCUGUCUUCUCUGAUUCUGCUCACUUGCCACUGACCAGGUCCUUCUAUCUGGACCCCAUGGUCACUUUCCACCUGUACCCAGAGGCCCCUGUGCCAUCCCCUUACUCUGAAGAGCUGCCAUUGCUGCCUUUUCCCAGUGACUCCCUGAUCAUGGACAAUUACGGCGAACCCUGCCCCAUCUCUUUCCCAAUACCUUAUCCAAAUUACAGAAGAUGUGAAUACUCCUACGGCCCGGCCUUUAUCCGGAAAAGGAAUGAGCGGGAAAGGCAGAGGGUAAAGUGUGUCAACGAAGGCUAUGCCCAGCUCCGACAUCAUCUGCCAGAGGAGUAUUUGGAGAAACGACUCAGCAAAGUGGAAACCCUUAGAGCUGCAAUCAAGUACAUCAACUACCUGCAGUCUCUUCUGUACCCUGAUAAAGCUGAGACCAAGAAUAACCCUGGGAAAGGUUCCUCCAUCAUGGCAACCACCAGCCACCACCCUGACCCUAUUUUUAGAAUCAUUUGAGUCAGUAUUUCAAAACAGAAACAAAUUUUAAUUUUACAAAAUGGGGUCUCUUACAGCAUCAUUCAAUAGUUUUUCCUAAACGUAAUUUCUGCGUGGGUAGAAAAUAGUUCAAAUCUGUGCUGUA